Molecule: messenger RNA, 2646 nt
Organism: Linnemannia hyalina
Lineage: Eukaryota; Fungi; Mortierellomycota; Mortierellomycetes; Mortierellales; Mortierellaceae
Source: the annotation of a GenBank genome assembly
AUGUGUACACAUACGCAACACACCCGCACAUACAACAAAACAAUAACCAGUGUCGUCAACGACCUCCACACACUCAACCUCGCCAAGAACAACAGGCGAACGAUGGGCAUCCUCAGCUCCAUCCUCAGGGUCCUCCCUGGGUUCGUGACCACUCCUCCCAAACCUAAUACAACUCCUACUCCGCUCCUUCAAGUCACAGACACAGACGCGACUGCGACCACUUCACACGCUGCUGCUUCUACUUCUGCUGCUGCCAACGACACAACAACCAGUGCUUCCAGCGCGUCUUCCUCUUCCACAAGUGGACAAGAGAUGACUGACUACAACAUGGAGGCUGCCACAACUGCGGCAACAAGAACAGCCGAUGCUGGCAUGUCGCUCGCCCGCAUUGUUUCGCCAUUCGUUCACAAGACCCCACAUUCAACCACCGCCAAGACCAUGCACUCUACCCAUCUUGCCUCACAACAAGACGGAACCACUUCUAAGGUCUUGACAACAGUCGUCGCAGUGUCAGGAGGCCUGCCCAGCAACAAGCGGCAGGAGAGCGACUUGACGACCCCUAAUAUCGAGUCCACGGUCCUUUCGAUGGAUUUGGAUAAGGACUCGCGAACCACCACCACGAACAGUCACGAGGGCGGUGCCAAGAAUACAUCCAUCACUACCGAGAAUGGCGUCAUGAUGGUCUACAACACCAACAACAAUAAGACUGCUCCAUCGAGCGAAAAGGAGGAGGCGAAGUACCCCUUGGUCCAGAAUCGCAUGUUUGACGUCCCCGAGAUCAUCCGGUCAGUGGCCGAGUUCCUAGACAAGCCUUCGCUGGCAAAGUGCUGUCGAGUUUCGAAAUUCUGGUCGACCCACUGUACGCCUCUUCUCUGGCGCCACAUUGUCGACAAGCAUUGGCGGUUCGGUCGGUUCUGCUCUUCGAUUCAAUCCCAGUCGCACUACAUUCGGUCGAUCAAAUGCGAGGACUGGACCGACUAUGAGGAGAUGCUGCUCUGUCAGUUCCCUCGACUCAAAGGGAUCGCCUUUCAUGGGAGCAAGGAGUCGAUGGCAGUUCGGGAAAAGAUCCUGGCAAAGGUCUCCAAUACGCUCAUGUCUCUGGUCCUCAGCUCGGUCGCUUCGGAAUUGUCUGCUGACAGUUCCAAGGCUAUCCAGAUCAUGCAUCAGCUCACGACCCUCAAGAUCAUCAACAUGACGGUCAACCAACAUCACCUCGCUGAUAUCUUGCGCCAAUGCGAGAACCUCGACUUUUUGUCCCUCUCGCGCGUCCAUCUGGAUAACAGCGCCGCCAUGCCGGCUCAUGGCGCAGUCGUUGGCGGAGAAUCAGGGCCAGGACUGGUGGUGGCAAGGAAGCCUGACCUCGAGGUUGUCCCUACGCGGAUCAAAUACCUGGCGAUGAAAGAGGUCACCGUCUCAGCAGAGUAUCUUACAGGAAUGAUCAGGAACUGUCCCAACUUGCUGGAGCUUUCCUUUGCCCGGAACGAGACCCUGGUGAUCACGUCAGAGAUGAUUCGGGUUAUGCAGAAGAGCUGUCCACGACUGUAUGCGAUCGACAUUGGGUCCUGCAAGCAGCUCGAGCGGGAAACAUUCACGCCACUUUUCACGACCUUGACCCAGAUGACGAUCCUCAACCUGUCGGGCACACGAGUUGGAGACGAAGACCUGUUGAUUCUGGCGCAAAAGUGCAGGAGCCUUAUCCGACUCGAUAUCCAGUACUGCACACAGAUCUCGUCCAAGGGCCUGCACCGGUUCUUGUCACGCUGCAGCUCUACGUUGCGACAUUUGGAGGCUUCAGGAGUGACGAUCGAGCCAGAGUCGUUUGAUGGUCGGGCUUGGACGUGUUCGAAUCUGGAGAUAAUGUUUGUACACGUUGGACUGAUUGGAUCUUAUGAGCCCUAUAUCCCGUCGACGGCGAAGGCUCGUGCUGCAGAGGCGGGGACAAACGAGCAACAGUCACAGGAAGAUAUCGAGAGCAAGAAGCGGUCAUUGCCGAUCGAGGUUGUCAACAAGGUCGACACUCCUGUCUCUCUUCUUACCAGGAUGCUGACCGGUGUUACCACUGCCACCAUGUCUGUAUCCACACCCACAUCUACAUCUACAUCCACAUCCACAUCCACGACUACCGCUACGAGCACUGCAACGUCAACGGACCAUCAUGGUCAGCGACACUGCAGGACAGCCGGUAGUAACAGCAGCGCAAGCGCCAACAUCCAUACCAGCGCAAGUACUGGCUGCAGUAUCAGCCCCUCCAACAUCAAAUCAUCAAAAGAAGCCGGAAUUGGAUCCAGAUCUGCAACAAAGUCAUCUGUUUCUCGACCAGGACGAGAACAAGACGGGGAUGUCGACAUGAAACACGCCCUUCACCCAAUCCAGGAUGUCAGCAACGUCCAGUACCUUGGACUGAUGGGAUGUGGACCCAAACUGAACCGCCACACGCCUUGUCCGCUGUUGAGCGGGUUCCGAACGAUCAAGCGACUGCAUGUACUUGGCCUGUACCAGUCGUUCAAGCAAGAGGAUCUGGAGUGGUUGGUCGAGAGCUUGCCAGAGCUUUGUCGGAUCGAUGCUGAAAAGUAUAACAUUUCGGACGAGAUCUUGGGAUGGUUCCAUUCUACCUACCCUCAUGUGCGGAUCUAUCGCCAGGAAUGA